AUGGCAUUUUCUGGUGCGCUCACACUUACCGAUCUCAAUGAUUUUAUAACUCCGUCGCAAGCAUGUAUCAAACCCGUUGAACAAAUUCUAUCCAAGACCGAAGGGAAACAACCUGGCUCUGCAUCCAAUGAAAUUCGCAUUGACCACAACGGUUCAUAUUACGAAGUAAAUGGUGCUACUCCGAUCGGGGGUUCUACAACCCCGGGAAAGAAGCUGGAGCAAGCUCAGAUCAGUUUGAAUGAUUGUUUGGCUUAUCAUGCUAGUGGUUGCAUAACGUCCGCUGAAUCCGUUUUGAUCACUCUGCAGUCCCAUAAUGAGGUCCUCAGUUUUCUUUCUUCUAAUGCUACCGCCGACGUCCCGUCAAGAAAAGUUCCGGUCAUUUCCAUCGCUCCACAAAGCCUUGCUUCUCUAGCAGCAUCCGUCUCCUCUCCAUCUUCUGCUCCUAUCACACCUCGGCAGAUGCUUCAUCGACUUCGGGCUUUUUGCAAAGAGGUUCUAGGUUUUGACCAUGUGUUCGACACAACUUUCGCCAGGCACGUAGCAUUGAGGGAACAUGUGAAGGAGUUUAUCGAACGCCAGGAAGAAUAUCGGUUGAAAGAUCAAGCUGUGAAGAGCGAAGGUGGUACGGCUUUACCAAUGUUAGCAAGCGCCUGUCCUGGAUGGAUCUGUUAUGCAGAAAAGGCACACCCUGAGAUGCUCCCAUUCAUUGCAAGAACUCAAAGUCCGCAACAGGUCAUGGGUACCCUAGUAAAGCAUUGGAUGGGUGAAAAGUGGGGCAAACAGCCAAAUGAAAUUUACCAUGUGUCGGUCAUGCCGUGCUAUGACAAGAAACUCGAGGCCUCUCGAGCCGACUUUUACAACGAAGCAUAUUCUACUCGGGAUGUAGAUUGUGUCAUCACAACUGGUGAAAUGCAACUCUUAGCACAAGAAAAGGGCUGGGAUCUUUCGUCACCGGUGCCGGAAGAAGAUACCUUACAACCCUCAUUGACAACGUCUUCAAAGCUACUUUCUGACGUUUCAUUACCGGAGCUCAUGGUGCAUUCGGGAUCUUCGUCUGGCGGUUACUUGCAGUCAAUAAUAGAACAUAUCCAAUCCACAUCACCCACUCCCCUUUCACUGUCUGUAAAACAGAUUCGAAAUGCAGAUUACGAAGAAUUUGUGCUCAGACGCGAGGCAGAACCCGCUGCGGAGGGCAAGAUAGUUUUCAAAGGCGCUAAGUGUUAUGGUUUUCGAAACCUUCAAAACGUGGUUCGGAAAGUUGGAAAAGAAACUGGGGUUCGUGUGGCCAUGGGUGCCGCGGGAAAGUUGAAAGGACAGGCGGCUGUAAUGAAACGAGGAAGAAGAGGGCAGGAGAUGAUAUCAGAAAAAGGCUAUGACUACAUAGAAGUCAUGGCUUGUCCUGGCGGCUGUGUGAAUGGAGGAGGGCAAGCAAAGCCUCCAACCAAUUUCGGAGUUGUAGAAGAUGCUGAAGGAUAUUCUCGGAAAUGGGAAGAAAGUGGAGUUUUGUUAGAGGAUAAUUCAGGACCAUUGGCUGCGAAGUGGGGAAACAAGGAAUGGACAAAACGGGUGGAAAAUGUGUACUGGCACGAUUUGCCUACGCCUCCUGCUUCGCCUACAAGCGAAAAUCAUCAUAUGACGAAUUCUGGGGAAAAAGAAGAUGCGGGGUAUGAUUCCGAGAUAAGGAACGAGAUUGUGAUGAUGGCGGAUCGGCUAUUAAUCGAUGUAACGGAUGAGCUUUAUCGGUCAGGUUCACAGCAUAAUCUAUUCCGAACGAAUUACCGAGCGGUAGAGAGUGAAGUGGUGGGUUUGGCAGUAAAGUGGUGA
Molecule: messenger RNA, 1824 nt
Organism: Lentinula edodes (shiitake mushroom)
Lineage: Eukaryota; Fungi; Basidiomycota; Agaricomycetes; Agaricales; Omphalotaceae
Product: iron hydrogenase
Exons: 5
Coding region: 1-1824 (607 amino acids)
Biological process (GO): iron-sulfur cluster assembly
Cellular component (GO): cytosolic [4Fe-4S] assembly targeting complex
Molecular function (GO): 4 iron, 4 sulfur cluster binding
Source: RefSeq, a predicted model, not a curated record